Messenger RNA from Sipha flava (yellow sugarcane aphid), 2383 nucleotides. RefSeq names its product locomotion-related protein Hikaru genki (gene hig). The coding region runs from base 193 to 1854 and encodes 553 amino acids. The record is from RefSeq and is a predicted model, not a curated record. NCBI's taxonomy places the organism in Eukaryota, Metazoa, Arthropoda, Insecta, Hemiptera, Aphididae. The transcript is spliced from 10 exons.
UCAACGUGCCAGUUUUCCGCCGACGUCGGUCCCGUCCGCACGCUCUUGACCCUGCCUGCGCCCACGGAAUUACUGUCGGCCCUGUGACUUCGUAGCAACCGGUGGUGCGUUCCCGUCCCGCGAGUCCCUCUGUUACAUGUCACCGUCUUCCUGCGGUCGCCCGCACUUCCAACCUCCACCGCAGCAGUGACGAUGGUACCCACCGUCGUCGUCGCCGCCGCAGUCACCUUUGCCGUCCUCGUCGCCGCAUCCGAUCCGACGUUCGAACAACCCGACAAAUCAGUCGGUGGUGGAUGUCCCUCACCCGGCGUCACCCUGAACGGUACCAGAGUGGUUCCCCGGUCGGGCAUGUCACCGGAUUUUUCAGCGCUGUCCGAGGUGAAAUUCUCAGCACGCCUGCCAUCCCCUUCUGGUAAGGAUUCGGCUGCGGUAGCAUCGUCGUCGUCGUCAUCCGUGGCAGCUGAAGUUUCGUCCAGGAUCUGCAAGAUAAAAUGCGUGUCUGGCCAAUGGGUUGGUCCCCUGUGCCAAGAAGUGAAUGGUGAUGGAAGAUUUCAGCCAAUUUUGAAAUCGUGUGCAUUGGAAGAAGUGCCAUCGAAUCUCAUUAUAUCCUUCAAAAAUCGGAUUUUUACAGAGUUUAAUACAACGAUACCACACAAUCACACGAUAUCGGCACGAUGUCAAGAGCCAAUCGGCACAUACAAAUUAAACGGACCUUCGAUAUUGAAUUGUACCAACGGAAUUUGGUCUAGUCCGAUACCUAAAUGUCAACCAACCACUCUGUUUACAAAUUAUUCAGAAAACUCUCCACCGACUAUUUUGGUUCGGGUUCCAUCAGGAUCAGCGGCCGUUGACCACAAUGGAGGAUUAGUAGUUUUUCCUGGAUCCAUAUUGCAUUUAGAAUGCCUUUAUUUGAGACGACAUGGUGACCCAGAAUGGACAUGGACAUCCGAGGCGGAAACGUAUUUAACAGGCUGGGCUAUCGGAAUCGACGAACGUAACUGGAAAUAUCGAUUGUCUAUUUACUACGUUAAACAAUUCGAUACUGGAGUGUAUACGUGCACAACAUCACGAGGCAUCAACAACACUAUUACGCUGCGAGUGUCAGAUGUUCACUGUAAACCAGUUCCUAGCAUGGAUCUUAACCCACAUCUCAACUACAGAGCAAGUGGUCACCGGCUAGGGCAAACUACGUAUUUCAACUGUCCACCAGGAUUUUUUCUUAAAGGUCCUGCAAAUAUCACAUGUCUUCCAUCAGGAGACUGGUCAAAUUCGCCGCCGGACUGCAUCAUGGUGAAAUGUCCACCGAUCAACGUGGACGAUUCUCGGUUGAUUAUGGUCGAGUACAACGAUACGUACGGGAAACGAGUUGUGUUCAAAUGUGCUUGGGGCUUUCAAAUGUCUGGCGUCAAUUCGAUCGAGUGCUUGGCGGAUUCCACAUGGUCGCAUCGAAUACCUACGUGCACCGAAAUCUUGUGUCCACCUCCGAUAGUGCCGCUUAACGGCCUCCUGAUUGAGGACUCGGCGCCGGGACGGCAUGUCGUCGGAUCCGUCGUGCAGUUUUCUUGCGGCAAAAAACAUCAGCUGAUCGGCAAACCCAGCAUGGUGUGCACCGAAAAUGGCACUUGGUCACACUCCACUCCGUACUGUAAAGCUAGGUGUGAGUAUCCGGGAGAGCCAUCCAACGGACGCAUCAUCCCGCUGAAGUUCUGGUACGCGCCGGGGGACAAGCUGAAGAUCACAUGCCUAGCCGGGUACGUGUUACCACUUCCACUUGAAGCCAGCCCACCCGUGUGCCUGGCCGACGGCACGUGGUCACACUCAUUGCCCGAAUGCAUACAAUACACGAACGUAUGAUCCGAAGAAGUCGCGGAGACGACAGAAAAAUACGUUCCGUUUUCACGGCCAUGAUCAAAUAACCAUGUGCGCCUCGGUCUAGGGAACCGCGUUUUGCAUGUUGAGUGUAAUAUACCGACGUCGAACCGGUUCCGUUCACAGACAUAUUUAUAUUUUAAUUAUUAUUAUUACUAAUAUUAUUAUCAUCGUCCACGUCUACUAUAACCCGUUUCUAUUUUGUCCGUACAGUCGACAUCCUUUUUAAUACAGUUGAUUUAUUACUUUAACAUUAUUAUUUUUCGAAGGCCGCGGUGAUUGUGUUUAAAUAGGCUUUGUAAUAUUUCGCCAUUUUCGGUAUUAUGUAUAUUUUAUUUCCUUAUCCAACGUCAGUAAAAUUAAACGGUUUAAAUGGUUAGAUUAGAUAUUUAUAAACAUGUGAUAUACUUACGCAAUCCAACUUAAAGUGUCAAACAACGGUAUACAAAUAUGGAUGACUUUUGUUCGUAAUUCAAUUAUAAUAUAUCACACGAUAUUCAUAAGAUAUAUGAUA